AUGAAGGGGAACUAAAGAUAUACACAAAUUCAUUUAACAAAUCCACUUCCUCAAGAUAAUAUGAUUGAGAAUGUCUUCGAAUCACUUGUAAAUGAAUUAAAAUAGUUUCGUUAAAACGUUCCAGUAGGUUGUUUGACAGAUAAAUGCUCACAUCAAUAAAAGGAAAAAUAGGAUUUAAGUAUGUUUAGUGGAGCAGGAGGAUAUCUCUAUUUAUAUAUGAGAAUGUACGAAUUUGUUAAAACUCUUCCAGAGGAUCUUUAAACAUUUUGUACGAGUGGAUUAAGUGAUUAAGAAUUACCCGAAUUUUAUAAUCCAGAAAUCUAUUUAGAUUUAGCAUAAAAAUAAUAUGAUGCUAUGCAAGCCAUCUUAAAACAAGAUAGAUAUAUUACAUUUUUAAUGAGCAACAUAGCCACAUCACUAUUAGGAGCAGACUUAUAUUUCAUUAAAAAAGAUAAAGAAAACUUUUCAAAAAAUAUAUCUUAGGUUUUGGGUGUCUUUGCCAAUAUAAUGGCUAAUCCAAAUUAAUUUUAACAAGAGUUAUUAUAUGGAAUCCCAGGGUAUUUAUAUAUGUUUUUGUGGAUAAAUAAAAGAUACUCUAAAGAACAAGGACCGUAUCAAUUAGAUUUAACAUCCCAUAUAUUUAAUUUAUGUAAGAUGAUUGUUGCUCAAUGUGGUGAUGGAAUAAUGAAGUGUAAAUUUUUUAAUUAAACUUAUUUUGGUGCUGCUCAUGGUAUUUUAGGAAUUAUUUAAAUAUUAUUGCUGAGUUAUGAGUAAGCUAAAGAUUACUUUCAUUUGAAAGAUGAGAAGUUUACAUUAAAAAUGCUUGAGUCUAUUUAAUUAACUCUGGAUUAUUUAAUAAAGAUCUAUUAUAAAUAGGGUAAUAUUCCACCUUCUGCUGAAGAUAUAUAAAGCGUAGAAUUACAACAAUUUUGUCAUGGAAUACCAGGAGCAGUAAGUCCAUUGUUGAAAGCAUAUCAAAUCUUUAAUAAUCAAGAUUACAUGAAUGCUUCAAUUCAUAUGUCAGAGACAUUAUAUAAAUAUGGUAUGAUAAAGAAAGGAUAUGGAAUAUGUCAUGGUAUACCAGGGAAUAGUUAUGGAUUCAUGCAAAUAUAUUAGGUAACUAAAAAUGAGAAAUUUAGAAGAUAUGCUUUCUAAUUUUUACAGUAUAAAUAAAACCCUCAUGUCUUCAACGAAGUUAAAAACUUUCCAUUCUAUGAUAGACAUGUUGUUGGAAUGUCUGAUAAUCCUUUUAGUUUGAUGCUGGGAUCGGUUGGUGACAUGUGUGCAAUGAUGGAUUUUAUAAAUUAUAAAAGAAUGCCAGGAUAUGAAGUUUGA
This is a messenger RNA of Paramecium pentaurelia, 1335 nucleotides long. The record is from the annotation of a GenBank genome assembly. NCBI's taxonomy places the organism in Eukaryota, Ciliophora, Oligohymenophorea, Peniculida, Parameciidae.